AUGGAUGGCAACUUAUGUGGUCGUGGAUGCUCCCAUGGUGGUUCGGGAAGGAGCAGUUCCUCCUUAGUAGCGAAUAAGAGCAAUUUUAAAAAUCGUUGCACUCGUUCAUUAGAGCAGGGGAGUAAAAUCAUUACAGGUAGAAUCUGUACAAAGGUUGCAAGGUCUAGAAUAUUUAUUUUGUUUUUUCUAACCCUUUUGAAUCUCUUUUUACAAAAUACGUACUACACAAAUGAAGAGGGGAAAUCAUUUUCCAAAUUAGAAUUAAGCAUCGGUGGAUGUUCCAGGAAAUUAGCAUUAGCUGAAAUAAGACAACUGAGGGAAAGUGCCACUUUAGCUAGACUGGCUCUUAAAAAAGAAGAUAGUGAUCAUUUGAGGAAGUACAAAGAAGAUUUUUACAAGAGAAUGGAAGAAAGGUUGAAACAAGUAGGCCCAGACCCGUUACCCAAUUGUUUGAAAAAGGGGGAUAAAAUUACUACAGUAAAAAAAAAAAUGCAGUUUGUAGAGCCGGAAGAGAUAAUCCAGAAAGGGAAAACUUCGAACAGGACAAUGCUGAAAGUGAAAUUUGAGGAGCAAAAUGAGAUGGAGAAAAAUGAGAUGGAGAAAAAUGAAAUGGGGAAAAAUGAGAAGGGGAAAAAUGAGAUGGGGAAAAAUGAGAAGGGGAAAAAUGAGAUGGGGAAAAAUGAGAUGGGGAAAAAUGGGAAGGGGAAAAAUGAGAUGGGGAAAAAUGAGAUGGGGAAAAAUGGGAAGGGGAAAAAAGGGAAAGAAAAAGAUGAGAAAGAGAAAGAAGAAGCUCCCGUGGACCCAAUGAAGCAUUUGAGGAAUGAAAAAAAUAAAAUAAUGACUACAGCGGAGUUGAAAAAAAAAUAUGAUGACAUUUUGUACAAACAUAUAAGCAAAGAAGAAAUGAAGGAAAUUAUGGAUUCCAUUGAAGCCAGUGAUUAUGAUAAUAUAAGGCGAAGUAAGAAUGUCGUUUAUAACGAGGAUGAUAAUGACCAAUUGCCAUAUGAUUGUACGAUGAGAGAGAUUAGUGAGAAGAUUACAGAAGAUUUUUUAAGUGAGAUGACUGCAGAACUACGGAAGGUUGUAAGCCCAAAGGACAUGUUUAUAAUCUGGCAUUAUGUUCAGGCUUUUGGAAGAGAUAAAUAUUUAAGGAUGAAUGGGGAUUUGUGGAGAUUGUGUGGACAUGUGCAGAAGGAAUAUAACAUACCAGAUGACAUUAAAAAAAGAGAAUGGCAAGAAAUCGCUGGCUACAUGUCAAGUGAGUUACUGGAUAAGGAACACAAAGAUUAUUUAGAUUUUAAAGAAUUAGCUAAUAAGGGAUCCUGCAAAAAAUCCAAGUUUUACGAAUUUAUAGAUUCUAAAAGGAGUUCGUGGAAAUUCUUAACGGCUAUAAUGAUGGAUUCGUGGAAGGAGGCAUUAAUUGAGAGACUAAAAAGUUACAGCAUAGAAGAGGAGUAACCUUUUGCUACCGGUGAUGCAGCGAUGCAGUGAUGCAGGGCUACAUUGCUACAGUGCUACAGUGCUGCAAUGCUGCAAUGCACGGUUUAUUUCUAAAAAAAAUGGAGAGUAUCAGACAAAUAGGUAACUUUUGACACGCAGGAGGAUGUAUAUACACGCAUGUACACUUGAAUUAUGUUAUACAUUUGUGAGAUGGUAUUUUGCACACCGCGUGAAUGUAUUACCUUUUUUCCCUUGCCUGUCAAUGGAACGAUAAAAUGGGCUAGCAGAAAUUUACCGUAACAAAUGAUUUCC
Plasmodium vivax (malaria parasite P. vivax) is the source of this 1752-nucleotide messenger RNA. Its product is annotated as Phist protein (Pf-fam-b). Lineage: Eukaryota; Apicomplexa; Aconoidasida; Haemosporida; Plasmodiidae. The record is from RefSeq and is a predicted model, not a curated record. The coding region runs from base 1 to 1458 and encodes 485 amino acids. The transcript has 2 exons.